AGGCUCAAGGGGAAGCAGCCCCCCGAGGGCUGGGAGCUGAUUGAGGAGGUGAUCGAGGACUUUGAGCACCAGAUGAAGGAUGCGGUGAACGAGGACACGUCGGGGAAGCGGCGCAACGAGACGACCUGGAAGGUGACGCGCAUCCACUGGGAGAAGAACCGCUUCAUCUACGACCUCAUGUACAACCGCAAGGUCAUGUCCCGCGAGCUGUACGAUUUUUUGGUGCGGGAGAAGAUUGCGGACGGGGCGCUGAUCGCCAAGUGGCGCAAGCCCGGCUACGAGAUCCUCUGCUCGCUGCUGGCCAUCCAGAAGGGCAACCACAACUUCGGCACCACCAGCCACUGCCGCGUGCCCAUGAAGCAGCGCGCCGCGCAGCAGCGCAUCACCCCCGACGUGCAGACCGGCUGCAUCUGCUGUGCC
Chlorella variabilis is the source of this 420-nucleotide messenger RNA. RefSeq lists its product as hypothetical. NCBI's taxonomy places the organism in Eukaryota, Viridiplantae, Chlorophyta, Trebouxiophyceae, Chlorellales, Chlorellaceae. Gene Ontology annotation, biological process: mRNA splicing, via spliceosome. The transcript is spliced from 3 exons. The record is from RefSeq and is a predicted model, not a curated record. Gene Ontology annotation, cellular component: spliceosomal complex; nucleus. The annotation marks the transcript as partial.